CCGGGCUUCCUCAGAAUCAAGGGUCUAGACCCCAACACGCCUCCCUCAGACCACGAGAGCCUUCCUUCUUCAGAUCCCAGAGUCUUGGGUCUUCUUCCCCUAAAAGCCUCAGUUCAGGACCCAGCUCUUCCUGCUCAGACUCACGUUCCCAAAACCUGCCUCCCUCAGCCUCUAGGCUCACAGUUUUCAGUCUCAAGGAUUCCCUUCUCCAGACAUCUUCACCCCCUCUGACCCAAGCCAUGGGUGCCCCAGCCAUCCCAUGAGCCCAGGGCCAAUCCAGGACCUCCAUCAGGAACCAAGGAACACUUCUCACUAUGCCAGGGGAAUACUGCGCUCAGAUGCGAAUGGAAUCCAGGGAUUUUUCUACCCAUGGAGUUGUGAGGGAGAUGUGUGGGACCGAGAGAGCUGUGGGGGUCAGGCAGCAAUUGAGAACCCCAACCUCUGCCUACGCCUGCGGUGCUGCUACCGGGACGGUGUGUGCUAUCAUCAGCGGCCAGAUGAAAAUAUGCGGAGGAAGCAUAUGUGGGCACUGGGCUGGACCUGUGGCAGCCUACUCUUCCUGAUCACCAGUAUCUGUCUCUUCUGGUGGGCCAGGCGCCAAGACAUGCUGCACCUACCAAGGUUUCUACAUCGGAAAUGUAGUAAACUGUCAAAGACAGUCUCCUCACUGUCUAAGGACCGACGAUCGGCCAACAAGUCAACUACCGUUCUCCAAUCCCCAGGAGGCGAAGUAGAAACUGCAGCUGCAGUUUCCGGGGAGGACACAGGAGGUGAAGAAUAGGGCAACCCUGGAGGAUCCCUUAAUACAGAUAUAGCAUAUAAA
Messenger RNA from Mus musculus (house mouse), 823 nucleotides. It is a transcript of the gene Tmem190, whose product is annotated as transmembrane protein 190. The transcript is spliced from 5 exons. Bases 260 to 781 code for a protein of 173 amino acids. Lineage: Eukaryota; Metazoa; Chordata; Mammalia; Rodentia; Muridae. Gene Ontology annotation, cellular component: membrane. The record is from RefSeq and is a predicted model, not a curated record.